Molecule: messenger RNA, 1766 nt
Organism: Fragaria vesca subsp. vesca
Lineage: Eukaryota; Viridiplantae; Streptophyta; Magnoliopsida; Rosales; Rosaceae
Product: protein IQ-DOMAIN 14-like
Exons: 5
Coding region: 1-1593 (530 amino acids)
Molecular function (GO): protein binding
Source: RefSeq, a predicted model, not a curated record
AUGGGGAAGACGGGAGGCUCCUCUUGGUUGACUGCUGUGAAAAGGGCUUUCAGAUCUCCUACUAAGGACGAUGAAGAUCAUAAGAAAAGAGAGAAGCGUCGGUGGAUUUUUAGGAAGCCAACGAGUUUAAGUCAAGAAAGUUCAAAGGAGAAAACAGAGAAUAAUGUAUCAGUUGCUACUGCAGAGCAGAGGCAUGCUCUUGAUGUUGCUGUGGCCACAGCCGAGGCAGCAAUGGCGACGGCCCAAGCGGCCGCCGUCGAAGUGGCUCGGCUGACCAGGCCAUCUAACCAUGCCAGAGAGCAACAACUUCAGUUUGCAGCCAUUGUCAUCCAGACAGCUUUUAGAGGGUACUUGGCAAGGAGGGCGCUUCGUGCGCUUAAAGGGCUUGUGAAGCUGCAAGCUUUGGUGAGAGGACACAAUGUGAGGAAGCAAGCGAAGAUGACUCUUAGGUGUAUGCAAGCUCUGGUUCGAGUUCAAGCUCGGGUUCUUGAUCAGAGGACUAGGCUUUCCCACGAAGGGAGUAGAAAAUCGGCUUUUAGUGACACUAAUAGCAAUAGCGCUUGGGAAUCGCGGUAUCAUCAAGACAUUUCAGACCGAAAAUCCAUUCAGUCUAGAGAGGGAAGUAGUAUAGCAGAUGAUUGGGACGAAAGGCCUCACACUAUUGAGGAAGUAAAAGCAAUGUUGCAGCAUAGGAAAGAAGCUGCAAUGAAGCGUGAGAAAGCUUUGUCCCACGCCUUCUCUCAACAGAUAUGGAGAAAUGGGAGGAGUCCAUCAAUGGGGAAUGAGGAUGAGCUUGAAGAGAAACCCAAAUGGCUAGACAGAUGGAUGGCCCCAAAGCCAUGGGAAAGCAGCAGAGCAAGGGCUUCCACUGACCAUAGAGAUCCCAUCAAAACUGUUGAAAUUGACACCGCGCAGCCUUAUUCAAGUUUAUCAUCCAAUUUCCGAAGAUCGAAUGCCAACCAAUACCACCAACAAAACCAACAGCAAAGACCUAGUUCGCCGCUCCAUAGAGAUAGAUCCCACCAAAACCAACACUUCCACCACUCCCCCAUCACACCCUCCCCAUCAAAAAGCCGCCCUCCUAUCCAAGUUCGCUCUGCGAGCCCUCGAUGCGUUAGAGAAGAUCGAAGCUCCAAUGCGUCUCAAACCCCUAGCCUGAGGUCCAAUUAUUACUACAAUGGCGGUGUUGUGCACCAACAUAGCAGGGGCAGCACUAGCACUAGUGGUGGCAACGUUGGUGCCACAUUGCCUAAUUACAUGGCGGCAACUGAAUCUGCCAAGGCUCGUAUUCGCUCCCAAAGUGCCCCUAGGCAAAGGCCUUCGACACCUGACAGGGACCGAGGAGGAGGAGUUGGAUCGGUGAAGAAAAGGCUUUCGUUUCCAGCUCCUGAUCCUUAUGGUGCUGUUGGAAUGGGAGCUUAUGGAGGAGGAGGUUAUGUGCAUAGCUUAAGGAGUCCAAGCUUUAAGAGUGUGGUGAGUGGAUCACACUUUGGGUUGGAGCAACAAUCUAAUUAUUCUUCAUGUUGUACUGAGAGUCAUGGUGGUGAGGUAUCUCCUUCUUCUACUAGUGACCUUAGAAGGUGGUUGAGGUGAUUAGUUGAGGUGCUUAAUGGCUGAAAAUUGAUGGCUACGCCAGAAGUGUGAAGUGAACUGUAACUUGUCACAUUCUUACUUCGAUUUGAAAUGUGAUUAGGAUGUUGUAAUUUAGUGAUCAUUGAGUAUUUAUUUGGUUAGAAGUAGUAGAAUGAUUGAAGGUUUCCUUUGUU